This is a messenger RNA of Didymodactylos carnosus, 2255 nucleotides long. NCBI's taxonomy places the organism in Eukaryota, Metazoa, Rotifera, Eurotatoria, Philodinida, Philodinidae. The record is from the annotation of a GenBank genome assembly.
AUGUCACAACGUAGUCAGCAUGCUGUCGGACGGGUGGCUCGAACACAGUACCUUGGGGAUCAUAAACGACACUUGACUGAAAUAUUGUCAAUAUUACAGAAAGCAAAUUUUCAAGUUAAUCCAGAAAAAUGCUUUAUUGCUGUGGAACAAAUUGAGUUUUUAAGCCAUACCAUCAACCAUGAUUUCAUCCGUCCAUCUCAGGAAAAAAUCCAUGCCAUCGCUGGAUUGAAUCCACCAAGAACUUUAAAUGAAGCUAAUGAAUUUAUUGGAAAACUGAAUUGGUACCGUAAGUUUAUUCCACAUUUUGCUGAGAUUGCAGCUCCAAUUCAUAAAGUAACAAAUAAAACAAAAAAGACUAAACAUGACUUCCACUGGCAUGAUGAACAACAACAAGCCUUCGAAAAAUUUAAACACAUAUUGACAACGUAUCCACUGUUUCUACAAUUUCCCGAUUCAGCUGCUCCUUUAAUCUUAGCAACGGAUGCUUCCGACGUCGGCAUUAGUGGAAUAUUACGCCAAGAAAGUCCAAAGGGAACAAAAAUUAAUUAUUAUAAAUCUCGAACAUUAAGUGAUACUGAGAAACGAUAUGAUACCAUUGAAAAGGAGGCAUUAGCCAUAUACUGGUGCAUCACAGACUUACGGCAGUACAUUGGUGACUCAUAUUUCUCCGUCGAAACAGAUCACAAACCACUUGCAAAUUUUCACAAAAAGGACAUAAACAACAAACGAGUAAUGAAUUGGCUAUUUAAACUGCAAGAUAUUAUUCCACAAAUUACGGAAAUCAAACAUAAAUUACGGGACAAAAACACCGGUCCAGAUUAUUUGUCAAAACAUCCUACUUCCUCUCCAUGCGUCGAAACUACAUUAGAAAGCGACGAAGAACAUUGGCCUCGCGGAACGGAAGCUUGGGAAAUUAAGCCACCUCGUGUCAGCUCAUUUACUGCGCAAAUAAAUGCAGUUAUCACUCGUCAAGAAGCAAAACGACGGCAGCAACGACAACUACUGGCCGAAUCUCUUUCACGUCAUAUUACUACGGCCACUAGUCCAACGUCUGCAACUUCAACAUCUUCAAUAUCUCUUUCCUCAACGCCCCUAUUCAAUUUCAGUACUAAUCGCAUUCGUGGGGAACAACAGAAAGAUCCGGUUCUCCAAGACAAAAUUAAACAGGUUCGACUAAACCCAUCAAAGCAUGCCUUCGAAAUCCGCGACCAUGUUCUUUAUAAAUUAUUACCUCGUGGAAAAAUUAAUCGUAGUUUACCAUACCUUCCACAAUCACUCAUUAAAGACAUUUUAUUUACACAUCAUGAUCAUCCACUGAGCGGACACUUUGGUGUUGAACGAACUUGGAGAAAUUUAAAGGAUAAAUAUUAUUGGCCAAACAUGAAAGAAUCAAUUGAGCAUUACAUCAGAUCAUGUCAGGAAUGUUCGAAAUUCAACAUACAACGCAAAAAACCACCAGGACUACUUCAACCAAUUGAACCACCCGAUGAAGUAUUUCAAGUACUUGGAAUUGACUGGUGGGGUCCUGCUCCUGAAUCAUCAGUUAGUAAUAAAUAUGUGUUCGUCAUCACUGAUCGCUUAUCUGGAUAUGCCAUAGUUAAAGCAUCUCGGACCAAUACUGCACAAGCAACAGCUGAAAUAUUGAUGGAACAUAUGAUUCUGGUACAUGGUGCACCUGAUAUACUCCUUAGUGAUCAAGGCCAACACUUCAACAAUGACCUGAUAAAGAAUAUAUCGACAUUAAUCGGAUGUCAACACAUCUUUUCAACAGCUUACCACUCACAGACAAACGGACAAACUGAACGCUUCAACGCCACAUUCGUCACCCAAUUAUCCAAAUAUUGUGACGAAGAGCGCACAAAUUGGGAUGUUUAUUUACCAUCUGUUGUAUUUGCGUAUAAUCAUGGUCAACAUAGCUCCAGCGGAUUUACGCCAUAUCAACUUGCCUUCUGUCGAAAGCCACUGUUUAUAUUACAUCAUGUUUUUCUGUUACGUUCUUUCUUUCUUUCCUUCUUUCUCGCCUAUAUAUAUACACAGGCAUAUACUGUACGAGGAGAGGUCUUCGCUUUCGGAAUAAAACAUUUAUACAUACAAGUGAAGACUCGAACAAGUUAGGUGGUGCCUAACAACGCAUAUUAUUAAUAUAUUAUUUGUAAAUCUUAUCAGAGUAGUAGUCGAAAAAAAUAUUUAUCAUUGAUUAAAUGUUUUCAUUGAUGAUAUAAUUACUUAAAGAAAAAUGUGUAUGUUUAAAAAAU